AUGCCUCAACGAGCACCAUUUUCUCGAAAUUUUCUAAUUUCUCUUUUGAUUUUAUUUUCAGGAUGCUUUUUCCGCUUCGGUGACACUUUUUUUUUAUCUAACAAGAAUUUUCUUUUUUUUAUUUUAGUAUUUUUGAUUCUGUCUUUUUUAUUCAAGCUUUACUCCCAUUACUUAAGAAGGCAUCAAUUCUUUUAUUUGAUUGUGUAUAUGGGACUUUUUAUCGUUGCUGUUAUGAUUAUUUCUUAUGUUCGGGCCCACUGGCAUACUUACUUCGGGGUAUGCUUUGUGGGGGUUUACUCCUUAUUUGGAAUGGGAGCACCCAGUACUGGCGGAACUGGGGGAAUGUCUUGUACUUACAUGAUGCCCUCUGGAUCCGAUGCCAGUAAUGGGAAUGGGGAGUGGAGGGGGUAUCUAAACGACUCUCCAGAGGGGGGGGAUGCAGUAAGCGACGCUGAAAAUGUUCCAGCGGCUGAAAAUCCCCCGGGGCAUCCGAACGAAGCAGCGCCUGCGCCCCCCAAUUGCCGCUCGAUCCACCCGUGCAACGGGCCGAUGACCAGGCCUAUUUGCGGGAAUUGCUUCUUGAUCCUGAAUUGGAUCAAGAUUACAAAAGGGCGCUGGUCCUGGAGGAAAGGAUUACCCUCAAAAUAA
Beta vulgaris subsp. vulgaris (sugar beet) is the source of this 648-nucleotide messenger RNA. The record is from the annotation of a RefSeq genome assembly. NCBI's taxonomy places the organism in Eukaryota, Viridiplantae, Streptophyta, Magnoliopsida, Caryophyllales, Amaranthaceae.